AUGGCCACAGAGGAUGCCGUCGCACAGGUGUAUGAGUACUUGAAGCAUGCGGUCACUUCCGACGACGUCACAGAUGCUGUCCCAGAAACGUCGGUACGUAAGUAUGUUGGCUCACUUGACGAGAAACGUAUGUUUCACGGUAAGGGUGUCCUUUAUUCUGCAAUGGGCUUCCGCUACGACGGGGAUUUUGUCCAUGGGAGCAUGGAAGGUCGGGGCCGAAUUACAUGGAGCAAUGGUAUCUCCUACCAGGGUGAUUUUCAGGGCAAUGCCCCAAAUGGGAAGGGCGUCUUCACCUGGUCUAACGGGGACAAGUACGUAGGAGAGGUAAAAAAUGGUGUGCGGCACGGCAACGGAGAGAUGUCAACGGCUCGGGGCGUGUAUACCGGCGCCUGGGCCUCGGGUGAGCGCCAUGGCAAAGGGCGUCAGACGUAUUCUGGGGAUUCUUACUACGACGGAGAAUGGGCAGGCGACAAGCGUCACGGAAGGGGCAAGUUGGUGUACCCCAACGGUGACGUAUACGACGGCGGGUGGGACCACGGCCAUCGAGACGGCUUUGGGGCCAUGGGGUGGAAGUUCGGCACGACGCACUACUUGGAGGUGUAUGAAGGGCACUGGAGGGACGAUGUCCCGCAAGGGCAUGGGCGCUCCACCUACGUGCUGCAUUUAGACCCAGAUAAAACGCCGCAGGACGUCGAUACCCCGAUAAACUUUUCCCCUCCCAUUCUAUCCGUUGUCAACGUUUACGAGGGUGACUAUAUGCAGGGAAUGCGACAUGGCUUCGGCGUCUUCUACUACGCGGACGGAGGCACCUACGAGGGCGAGUGGUGCCGUGGAAACAAAGAGGGAUAUGGAAGGUGCACAACAAGCGUAGGGACCUCACAUUAUGGCGUCUUCCGCGGCAAUGAGGCCGAGCAGCUUUUCAAGGACGCGGAAGGCCCAGCAACUCUGCCAAACAUUGCCCUAGCAGACUUUUUUGGCAUCGCAGACAACUCGCUUGAAGAGGUCAAGUCAUCUAUACGAAUGCUCUUGGUGCGCUUUAACAAAACUCUUAGAACUUUGUUUGACACCUACGGUGGAAAGUUUGACAACGUGAAGCUCCUCACAACGAAUCCCAAUUGGUGGCGGCACCGCUCUCCGGGCCACAUCUGUAUCCCACAGUACCUUCGUCUCUUGAAUGACGCGCACGUCAUCAAUGGCCGUGUGAGCAUCUCCGACGUGAUGAAUUGCGUGCUGUUGACUAUUGAGGCAGAGGCCGAGGCCGAGGCGGAGGCCGAGCGCGUGGCACCCUACAGUCACUGGCGUGAGAGGAUGCGUGCACUUCAGGAAUCCAUCUUGCGGCUUGAGGGUAGUCUUAACUACCGACAAUUUAUAGAAUCCCUUGUGCGUCUGUCGGUUAUUGCGUGCGUCGGCUGCAACGCCACCGAGCUUGGGCAGCGCUUCUUGGUCCUGAUGGAAGGGUCACUCAAAAAGGAGCAGCUCACAAAUGAACCACUGUUUCCCCUGACAAGGGAGAACGAGGCACAGUUGCUACCCCUUCUUCCCUCUUUGGAGGCACUCUUUGUGAGAAUGGGAGCCGAACCCAAAACGCGGACUUGUGACACCUUUGUACUCUUGCCUGUUCGCGAUUUUAUUAUCUUUUUCCGCACCAUGUUUGAUAGUCAUGGAGUCACUUUAACUGAUGCCUUGAGUUGCUUAUUUCCCUUUGAUCGGUUCGUGACCCCAGGCGUUGUACCUACCGCCAUUUGCCCGCCGCGUAACGCGCUAGGGUUUUCCAUGUAUGAAAAGAGCUGCGGGUCCCAAGGGGAGUUGGCGGCUGUGGUGGUGGCGUCUGAGCGACAGUUGACAUUUGUCGAGUUCGUGGAAGCGGUGCUGGGCGCCCUGGGCCUCGUCGGCGUGACGGACCAAAAAAACAUGCUUGAGAAGCUACAAGAAAUCCUUGCGGCAAAGUCGCCUUGA
Molecule: messenger RNA, 1956 nt
Organism: Trypanosoma conorhini
Lineage: Eukaryota; Euglenozoa; Kinetoplastea; Trypanosomatida; Trypanosomatidae
Exons: 1
Coding region: 1-1956 (651 amino acids)
Source: RefSeq, a predicted model, not a curated record